Messenger RNA from Cebus imitator (Panamanian white-faced capuchin), 3031 nucleotides. RefSeq names its product sialic acid binding Ig like lectin 10 (gene SIGLEC10). Gene Ontology annotation, biological process: cell adhesion. Lineage: Eukaryota; Metazoa; Chordata; Mammalia; Primates; Cebidae. The transcript is spliced from 10 exons. Gene Ontology annotation, cellular component: plasma membrane. Bases 72 to 2246 code for a protein of 724 amino acids. Gene Ontology annotation, molecular function: sialic acid binding. The record is from RefSeq and is a predicted model, not a curated record.
UACCCACUAUCUCCACCACCAGUUACCCAGAUAAGGGGGGCUCAUUGUGGACUUUCACUUCUGCUUUUUCAAUGACACAGGGCCCAGAGGGAGAGCCCCCACCCCACUGCCCUACCCACAGCCAGGCCCCCAGGGCAGACACAAGCCUGCCCUCCCCUCCUGCACUGGGAGCUCUGGAAGGACCAGCUCAACAAGCCCAAGGUCAGGCUGGGCCCCCAGGAGACCCGGAAGACAAGCGGGCAAGGUGGACAGGGGAAUGCCGAGGAAGGGGAAGGAGUCCUGUGACCUCAGGAUCUGAAACUCAUUUCACGCAUCAGGCUCCAGCAGGGCUCAGCUUCCGCCCUCGGCUCCCCCCUUCUGCCAAGAGCCCUGAGCCAUUCACAGCACCACCAGAAAACAGGCCAGUCUCAGGCAGGUCCUGUGCCUCUUAUGCCGAGAUGCUGCUGCCACUGCUGCUGUCCUCGCUGCUGGGCGGGUCCCAGGCUAUGGAUGGAGGCUUCUCAAUCCAAGUGCAGAGGUCGGUGACAGUGCCAGAGGGCCUGUGUGUCUCUGUGCCUUGCAACCUCUCCUACCCGCGAAGGGACUGGACAGAGUCUACCCCAGCUUAUGGCUACUGGUUCCGAGAAAGGGCUGAGACAAGCAAGGAUGCUCCAGUGGCAACAAACCACCCAGAUCGAGAGGUGGACAUGAGCACGUGGGACCGAUUUCAGCUCACGGGGGAUCCCGGCAAGGGGAGCUGCUCCUUGGUGAUCAGAGAUGCGCAGAUGCAGGACACGGGAGGGUACCUGUUUCGGGUGGAGAGGGGAAGCUAUGUGAAAUUCAACUUCUUGAACAAGUUCUAUCUAAAAGUAACAGCCCUGACUCAGAAGCCUGAUGUCUACAUCCCUGAGACCCUGGAGCCUGGGCAGCCAGUGAUGGUCAUCUGUGUGUUUAACUGGGCCUUCGAGAACUGUCCAGCCCCUUCUUUCUCCUGGACGGGGGCUGCCCUCUCCUCCAGAAGAACCAGACCAAGCAGCGCCCACUUCUCAGUGCUCAGCUUCACACCCAGGCCCCAGGACCAUGACACCGACCUCACCUGCCAUGUGGACUUCUCCAGAGCGGGUGUGAGUGCAGAGAGGACCGUCCAACUCCGCGUGGCCUAUGCCCCCAGAGACGUUGUUAUCAGUAUUUCCCGUGACAACACGCCAGCCCUGGAGCCCCAGCCCCAGGGAAAUCUCACACAUCUGGAAGCCCAGAAAGGCCAGUUCCUGAGGCUGCUCUGUGCUGCCGACAGCCAGCCCCCCGCCACGCUGAGCUGGGUGCUGCAGGACAGAGUCCUCUCCUGGUCCCACUCCUGGGGCCCCAGAACCCUGGGGCUGGAGCUUCCCCUGGUGAAGGCCGGGGAUUCAGGCCGCUACACCUGCCGAGCGGAGAACAGGCUUGGCUCCCAGCAGCGAGCCCUGGACCUCUCUGUGCAGUAUCCUCCAGAGAACCUGAGAGUGAUGGUUUCCCAAGCAAACAGGACAGUCCUGGAAAACCUUGGGAACGGCACGUCCGUCCCAGUCCUGGAGGGCCAAAGCCUGCGCCUGGCCUGUGUCACCCACAGCAGUCCCCCAGCCAUGCUGAGCUGGACCCGGGGGGGACAGACCCUGAGCCCCUCCCCACCCUCAGACUCCGCGGUCCUGGAGCUGCCUCAGGUUCAAAUGGAGCACGAAGGAGAGUUCACCUGCCACGCUCAGCACCCACUGGGCUCCCAGCAUGUCUCUCUCAGCCUCUCCGUGCACUAUAAGAAGGGACUGGUCUCAAAGGAGUUCUUCAUCGGAGCCGUUCUGGGAAUCAUGAUCAUGGCUCUUCUUUUCCUCUGCCUCUCCCAGAUCAUCAUGAAGAUUCUACUGAAGAAACAAACUCAGGCAGAGACCCCGAGGCCCAGGUUCUCCCGGCACAGCACCAUCCUGGAUUACAUCAACGUGGUCCCGAAGGCCGGCCCCCGGGCUUCGAAUCGGAAUGAGAAGGCCACAUCAAGCAGCGCUUCUCAGACACCUCCUCCACCAGGUGCUCCCUGCCCAGAAUCAAAGAAGAACCAGAAAAAGCCAUAUCAGUUGUUCAGCUGCCCAGAAUCCAAAUCAUCCACUCAAGCACCAGAAUCCCACAAGAGCCAAGAAGAGCUCCAUUAUGCCAUGCUCAACUUCCCAGGCCUCAGACCCAGGCCUGAGGCCGGGAUGCCCAAGGGCACCCAGGCGGAUUAUGCAGAGGUGAAGUUCCAUUGAGGGUCUCGGGCUUUAGGACUGGGACCCCGGCUAGGGAAGAAGGUAAAGUAAUAAUUUGAGGAUAACAGAGUGCAAAGUCUCCCUCCCUCCCUCCCUCUCUCUCUCUCUCUAUUUCUCUCUCAUUUAAAAAAAAAAAAAAAAAGCCUCCAAGUGGGCUGGGUGUGGUGGCUCAUGCCUGUAAUCCUAGCACUUUGGGAGGCCAAGGCGGAUGAAUUGCUUGAGCCCAGGAGUUCAAGAUCAGCCUGGUCAACAUGGUGAAACCCUGUCUCUACAAAAAGUACAAAACAUACCUGGACGUAGUGCUGUGUUCCUGUGGUCUCAGCUGGCAGAGGCAUUUGAACCAGAAGAACUCCAUCUGGAAUAGGAGCUACGUAAAAUGAGGCUGAGAUCUACAGGGCUGCAUUCCCAGACGGUGAAGGCAUUUUAAGUCAUAGGAUGAGACAGGAGGUCGGCACAAGAUCCAGGUCAUAAAGACCUUACUGAUAAAACAGGCUGCAGUAAAGAAGCCGGCCAAAUCCCACCAAAACCAAGAUGGCAACGAGAGUGACCUCUGGUCGUCCUCACUGCUACACUCCCGCCAGCACCAUGACAGGUUGCAGAUGCCGUGGCAACUUCAGGAAGUUGCCCUAUGUGGACUAAAAAGGGGAGGAAUGAACAAUCCACCCUUUGUUUAGUAUGUAAUCAAGAAAUAACCAUAAAAGUGGGCAACCAGCAGCCCUCGGGGCUGCUCUGUCUAUGGAGCCGUCAUUCUUUUGUUCCUUUACCUUGUUAAUAAACUUGCUUUC